Messenger RNA from Brassica oleracea var. oleracea, 3278 nucleotides. RefSeq names its product probable LRR receptor-like serine/threonine-protein kinase At1g56130. The record is from RefSeq and is a predicted model, not a curated record. Gene Ontology annotation, biological process: protein phosphorylation. Bases 317 to 3118 code for a protein of 933 amino acids. The transcript is spliced from 24 exons. NCBI's taxonomy places the organism in Eukaryota, Viridiplantae, Streptophyta, Magnoliopsida, Brassicales, Brassicaceae. Gene Ontology annotation, molecular function: protein kinase activity; ATP binding; protein binding.
CCCAAGAUUACCAGUGUAAACCGUUGCUGUGAACAAAAAGAAGAGAGAGUAAAACUCCGUCGAUGACAAUGCCCACGUGUAUACUCCUCAACAUCUUGUUCCUCUUGUGUAUCUCUGGUUCGAUUCACCUGGUUCGAGCUCAAAACCAAAUGGGAGCCACUAUUCAUCCGGAAGAAGCGGAAGCUUUGAACUCCAUCUUCGCGGCUUGGAAUAUUCAGGCGCCAAAGGAAUGGAAUAUAAGCGGCGAACUUUGCUCCGGCGCAGCCAUCAACGACAACAUUAUCAUUGAUGACAAAGCCUACAACCCUCUUAUCAAAUGCGACUGCAGUUUGGAAAAGUCUACACCCUGCCGAAUCACCGCCCUGUACACAAGGUCUAUGCGAUGGAUGUUGCAGGGCCUAUACCUCCACAGCUCUGGACUUUGACACACCUCACCAAUCUGAACCUGGCUCAAAAUUAUCUCACCGGACCCCUUUCUCCUGCAAUUGGACAAUUGGCUCGAAUGGAAUGGCUAACUUUUGGGAUCAAUGCCCUGUCAGGCCCCUUUCCAAAGGAAAUUGGUUUGCUUACCAAGUUGAAAUCUCUUGGUAUUGGUCGAAAUAACUUUGCCGGUUCUAUACCAGCUGAGAUUGGGAAUUGUACGGAACUACUAAAAAUAUACUUAUCAAAUUCAGGACUUAGCGGGGAAAUACCUUCCUCAUUUGCAAAUCUUGUAAACCUGGAAGACGCUGCGAUCACCGAUCUGGACAUUACUGGUAGGAUACCAGAAUUUAUUGGAAAGUGGACAAAACUUACUAUCUUGCAAAUUCUCGGAACUGGUUUGACCGGUCCCAUACCAUCGUCAUUUUCCAACUUAACUUCUUUGAGAGAACUGAGUCUUGGUGAUAUAUCCAAUGGAAGCUCUUCCCUUGAAUUCAUUAAAGACAUGAAAUCUCUAACUACACUAGUAUUGAGGAACAGCAUUCUCACUGGGACAAUACCCUCUAAUUUUGGGGAAUACUUAAAUCUGACACAAGUUGAUUUAAGCUUUAACAGACUACAUGGACCAAUUCCAGCUUCACUUUUCAACGUGUAUCAACUUACCUACUUGUUUCUGGGAAACAACACGUUGAAUGGUUCUUUGCCCACUAAAAAGAGCCAGACUUUGAGCAAUAUAGAUGUUUCGUACAAUGAUUUGGCUGGUACUCUUCCUUCAUGGGUCAGCUUACCAAACCUGAAACUCAAUCUUGUUGCUAACAACUUCACCUUGGAAGGUCUUGACAAGAGGGUUUUACCAGGAAUAAAGUGCCUGCAGAAGAACUUCCCCUGCAAUCGAGGAAAAGGAAUCUAUUCUGACUUUUCAAUCAAGUGCGGAGGGCCACAGAUACGAUCCAUAACAGGAGAAGUAUUUGAGAGGGAUGACGAGGAUCUUGGAUCUGCUUCAUUUUUCGUGAAUGAUGUUAACAGAUGGGCAACCAGUAGUGUAGGACUUUUUGCCGGGAAUAUCAAUAAUAUAUGGGUUAUCAACAGUUUGGGCGGAGAGCUUUUUCAGACAGCAAGACAUUCUUCAUCUUCACUAAGAUACUAUGGGUUGGGGCUAGAAAAUGGAGUCUAUACCGUAAAACUUCAGUUUGCUGAAAUAGAAAUACUUGGUACUAAUGCUUGGAAAGGUUUAGGAAGAAGACGUUUUGACAUUUAUGUCCAGGGAAGACUUGUUGAAAAGGAUUUUGAUAUACGCAAAACAUCUGGUGACACUACUGUCCGACCAGUUCAGCGAAACUAUAAAGCACAUGUAUCAGAAAAUUAUCUUGAAAUUCAUCUUUUCUGGGCUGGCAGAGGAACAUUUACUAUUCCUGUUAAAGGUACUUGUGGGCCACUAAUAUCGACCAUCAGUGCAAAACCAGAUUUUAUACCAACUGUGGGCAACAGACCACCAUCAAAGAAAAAAUAUACGACUGGUACUGUUGUGGGUGCUAUUGUUGGCCUAGGCCUUUUAAGCAUAUUUGCAGGCGUGGUUAUCUUCAUCAUCCGAAAAAGCAGAAAGCGUUACACAGAUGAUGCAGAGCUGCUUAGUAUGGAUGUAAAGCCAUACACUUUUGCUUACUCUGAACUUAAAAGUGCCACUCAAGAUUUCAAUCCCUCAAACAAGCUUGGAGAGGGAGGAUUUGGGUCUGUUUAUCGGGGGAACCUGGCUGAUGGAAGAGAGAUCGCUGUGAAAAUGUUGUCGGUUGGAUCCCAACACGGAAAGGGACAAUUUGUUGCAGAAAUCAUAGCAAUUUCUUCAGUAUUGCAUCGCAACCUAGUAAAGCUUUACGGGUGUUGCUAUGAAGGAGAUCAUCGCUUGCUCGUAUAUGAAUAUCUCCCAAAUGGAAGUCUCGAUCAUGCACUAUUUGGAGGGAUUCUACAUCUUGAUUGGUCCACCCGUUUCGAGAUAUGCAUGGGAGUAGCCAGAGGUCUAGCCUACCUCCACGAGGAGGCGAGUGUCCGUAUAGUACACAGGGAUGUUAAGGCCAGCAACAUUUUGCUUGACUCUAAGCUGCUCCCAAAAAUUUCUGACUUUGGGCUUGCAAGGCUAUACGAUGAAAAGAAAAGUCACAUAAGUACCCGAGUGGCAGGAACUAUUGGAUAUCUUGCGCCAGAAUAUGCCAUGCGAGGAAUCCUAACAGAGAAAACGGAUGUGUAUGCCUUCGGUAUUGUGGCUCUUGAGUUGGUGAGUGGAAGGAAAAAUUCUGAUGUGAACCUCGGGAAUGAGAAAAAAUAUCUUCUUGAAUGGGCCUGGAAUCUACACGAAAAUAGCUGUGAAGCUGAACUAAUUGAUCAUGAGCUGACUGAAUUCAACAUGGAAGAAGUGAAACGCGUGAUAGGAAUUGCUUUGCUGUGCACAUACUCAUCUCAUUCCUUGAGACCACCGAUGUCAAAAGUGGUGGCUAUGCUUUCAAGAGACAUUGAGGUCAGUGAGGUAACCUCUAAGCUAGGCUACCUAACCGACUUAAGAUCUGAUGACACCUCAGGCUCCUCUUUUAGCGCCUUUCAAACUAAAGAAACAGGUGCUACUGCGUAUAACUCGACGAGCUUUGUGAUGCCUAGUGACAGCGGCUAUAAGCAAAUGCUUGGAGUCAAGAUCAAUGAGGGGAGAUGAUGUCUGUUCUAUCUAUGAUGGGCUAUACAUGUAUGUCACUAUAUGAGGAUCACUAUUUUCUUCUUUCGCUGGAGAAACAUUUUCACUUUGAUUCAACAAUGUUUUAAGCACUUUUUCAUGAGUUUGUCCACUAGUAAUAGUAAUACUAAAAGUUUAUUUU